Molecule: messenger RNA, 2055 nt
Organism: Aspergillus tanneri
Lineage: Eukaryota; Fungi; Ascomycota; Eurotiomycetes; Eurotiales; Aspergillaceae
Gene: tktA
Product: transketolase tktA
Exons: 5
Coding region: 1-2055 (684 amino acids)
Biological process (GO): pentose-phosphate shunt
Cellular component (GO): cytosol
Molecular function (GO): transketolase activity
Source: RefSeq, a predicted model, not a curated record
AUGGGUUACACUGAACUGGAUCAAUUGGCCAUCAACACGAUCCGUGUUCUCGCGGUCGAUGCCACAUCCAAGGCUGUCUCGGGUCACCCCGGUGCCCCUAUGGGCAUGGCCCCCGUGUCGCACGUUCUUUUCAACAAGUUCUUGAACUUCAACCCCCAGAACCCCGACUGGGUCAACCGGGAUCGUUUCGUUCUCUCGAACGGUCACGGUUGCAUGCUUCAAUAUGCUCUCCUCCACCUUUUCGGCUACAAGGUCACCCUGGAUGACUUGAAGGCCUUCAGACAACUCGACAGCAUCACCCCCGGCCACCCCGAGGCCCACGACACCCCUGGUGUUGAAGUCACCACUGGUCCUCUGGGUCAGGGUUUCUCGAACGCCGUUGGCCUUGCCAUUGCUCAAGCCCAGGCCGCCGGUACCUUCAAUAAGCCUGGCUACAACCUCUUCAACAACUACACAUACACCUUCUUCGGUGAUGGUUGUGCUAUGGAGGGUAUUGCUAGCGAGGCGGCCUCGAUGGCCGGUCACUUGAAGCUCGGCAACCUGAUUGCCAUCUACGAUGACAACCACAUCUCCAUCGAUGGGGACACCAAGUGUGCGUUCACAGAGGAUGUCACCAAGCGUUUCGAGGCCUAUGGCUGGCACACCCUCUGGGUCAAGGACGGUGACAACGACCUGGAGGCCAUUGAGGCUGCUAUCAGGGAGGCUCAGUCUGUCACUGACAAGCCCACCAUGAUCCGCUUGACCACCACCAUUGGUUUUGGUUCCAAGCUGCAGGGCACCGGUGGUGUCCAUGGCAACCCCUUGAAGGCCGAUGAUGCUGAGGGUGUCAAGCAGCGCUUUGGCUUCGACCCCAAACAGAGCUUCAUCGUUCCUCAGCAGGUCUACGACCUCUACAACAAGCGUGCCGCCCAUGGUGCCGCUAAAGAGCAGGAGUGGAACCAGCUUUUCCAGAAGUAUGCCACGGAGUAUAAGGCCGAGCACGCGGACCUAGCCCGUCGUCUUGCUGGCAAGCUUCCCGAGGGUUGGGAGAAGAACCUGCCCGUCUACCAGCCCACCGAUCCGGCGGUUGCUUCCCGCAAGCUGUCCGAGGCUGUCCUCGAGAAGAUCCACAGCGUCGUCCCCGAGCUGCUGUCAGGCUCUGCUGACCUCACGGGCUCCAACAACACCCGCUGGAAGAAUGCCGUCGACUUCCAGCCCCCCGAGUACGGCAUUGGCGAGUGGUCUGGCCGCUACCUUCGCUACGGUGUGCGUGAGCACGCCAUGGCUGCCGUGAUGAACGGCCUGGCCGCCUAUGGUCUUCACAUCCCCGCCGGCGGAACCUUCCUGAACUUCGUCUCCUACGCCGCCGGUGCCGUCCGUCUCUCGGCUCUGUCUCGCGUCCGUGUCAUCCACAUCGCUACCCACGACUCCAUUGGUCUGGGUGAGGAUGGCCCUACUCACCAGCCUAUUGAGACCCUGGCCCACUUCCGUGCUCUCCCCAACUGCAUGGUUUGGCGUCCGGCCGAUGGCAACGAGACUAGCGCCGCCUACUACUCGGCUCUGACCUCCAAGCACACACCCAGUAUUCUGGCUCUUACUCGUCAGAACCUACCCCAGCUGGAGCACUCGACUAUUGAGUCUGCUCUGAAGGGUGCUUACCCCGUCGUCGAGAACGCCGACGCUACGAUCACCCUCAUCUCCACUGGUUCUGAGGUCAGCAUCUGUAUCGACGCGGCCACCUACCUCAAAGAGAAGCACGGCGUGAUCGCUCGCGUCGUCUCCGUCCCUUGCUUCGAGGUCUUUGACGCCCAGGACAAGGACUACAAGCUGAAGGUCCUCCCUGACGGCAUCCCCGUCUUGUCCGUCGAGGCCCUCACCACCAUGGGCUGGGAGCGCUACUCUCACGAGCAGUUCGGUCUGAACCGCUUCGGUGCUUCUGGUCCUUACAAGGAGGUGUACAAGAAAUUCGAAUUCACACCUGAGGGGAUCAGCAAGCGCGCUCUCGCUACCAUUGACUUCUACAAGGGCUUCCCCGUGCGCUCCCCCAUCAACCGUGCUUUCCAGCAAAUUCUGUAG